Molecule: messenger RNA, 668 nt
Organism: Phragmites australis (common reed)
Lineage: Eukaryota; Viridiplantae; Streptophyta; Magnoliopsida; Poales; Poaceae
Product: zinc finger protein ZAT11-like
Exons: 1
Coding region: 46-516 (156 amino acids)
Source: RefSeq, a predicted model, not a curated record
UCGGUAGCAGCUCGUUCACACGACGCCAGCACGCACGUGCUAGCUAUGGCCACAUCACGAUGUACGGCGGCUGCACGGCCGCCGCCGGCGAACUUGCUGCUGUACUUGUCGCUGUCGCCGGCGAGCAAGAUCAUCGCCAAGGGCGGCAAGCAGCAGCGGGUGCGGCUGGUGGACGGCGCGUUCCAGUGCCGCACCUGCGGGCGCGGCUUCGCCACGUUCCAGGCGCUCGGCGGACACCGGACCAGCCACAAGCGGCCGAGGGUGCGCGCUGACGGCCUCGAUCUUCUUCUUGGCGCGAGGCCCGGCAAAGACACCGCGAGGGAUGUCCACCGGUGUCACACCUGUGGCAAGGUGUUCCCCACCGGGCAGGCGCUCGGCGGGCAUAUGCGCCGCCACAGGGCAGCGUUCCAUGUUGCCGCCGUGCCGGAGGCGAUGGCGACGUCCGGCUUGUCGGAAGAGGGUGAUGACGACAAUGACGCGGGCCACUGGCCCAGUACCUUAAUCCACUUCAUAUGAGUGAUCAUUAUAAUGAUCAAUAAAAUGUCAACAAGUUAGGUCGUUUGGACUGGUUGAUUUACGUACACCUCCUGUUCAUGAUUACGUAUAUACAUACAUACGUUACAUAUUUUAUUUUACUGUAAUGGCUACUGUAAUGAUAAGUAUUGUUU